Hibiscus syriacus is the source of this 2202-nucleotide messenger RNA. Its product is annotated as glycerophosphodiester phosphodiesterase GDPDL6-like. The transcript has 9 exons. Gene Ontology annotation, molecular function: glycerophosphodiester phosphodiesterase activity. Bases 1 to 2196 code for a protein of 731 amino acids. Gene Ontology annotation, biological process: lipid metabolic process. NCBI's taxonomy places the organism in Eukaryota, Viridiplantae, Streptophyta, Magnoliopsida, Malvales, Malvaceae. The record is from RefSeq and is a predicted model, not a curated record.
AUGGAAAUUGCAGGAGGCAAAAUGAGAAGGUUUUUGGUUUUGUUUGCCCAAUUGGUCCGUUCAUCUUUAGCCGGAGAACAACUUCAACACUAUGAGCCUCAGCCUCCGAUCAAGCAAUGGCUAACCUUAAGUGGUGAAGCACCACUAGUAAUAGCUGGAGGUGGAUUCUCAGGGCUUUUCCCUGAAUCUAGCAGAUAUGCAAACGACGCCGUCACUCAAUCAAAAACCAGGGCUGCUUUAUCCUGCAAUCUUCAGCUGACAAAAGACGGCAUCGGCAUAUGUUCAUCUGAUAUCAGGCUCGACAAUUCCACAAACAUAAUAAAAGUUUUCCCAAACCAUUCCAACACGUACAACGUUAAUGGAAACCAACUCAGUGGUUGGUUUGCUCUGGAUUUCACUUCUGAUGUAAUAUUAAAACAUGUAUCAUUGGUGCAGAGUGUAUCGACUCGGACGAAUGUGUUCGAUGGUCGACUUCAGGUUUCUACUGUCGAGGAUGCUGUCGGAGUUGAACCUACAGUGUUUUGGUUGAAUGUUCAGUAUGAUGUGUUCUACGCAGAACAUAAUCUCAGUGUAUUGAUGUAUCUCGAAAAGGCUAAAGGACUUAUGGACAUAGAUUUCGUUUCGUCUCCCGAGCUCGGUUUCUUGAAGAGAAUGAAUGGAAAGGUUACAAAAGCCAGAACUAAGCUCAUUUUCGAGUUCCUUGAUCCCGACGUAGUUGAACCGACAACCGGGCAAAAGUACGGAUCAAUCUUAAACGAUCUUUUGGGCAUCAAGCCGUUUGUAUCCGGAAUUCUCGUCCCAAAAGAGUACAUAUGGCCUGUUGAUGCAAACAAGUACUUGGGACAUCCUACAACACUUGUGGCUGAUGCUCACAAGCUUGGCCUAGAAGUAUAUGCUUCUGGUUUUGCCAAUGAUAUGCCAGGAAGUUACAAUUAUAGCUAUGAUCCUACAACCGAGUACUUACAGUUCAUUGAUAAUCCUGAGUUUUCCGUCGAUGGACUGCUUACGGAUUUCUCCCCUACAGCAUCGACCGCCAUUGCAUGCUUUGCAAGUGAUGAAACCACGAAACCGAAGAAAGGGAAGGCAUUGAUUAUAACUCACAAUGGAGCUAGUGGGCUGUAUCCUGGUUGCACCGAUCUUGCUUACGAGCAAGCGGUGAACGAUGGAGCCGACAUAAUAGAUUGCUCGGUCCAAAUGUCGAAAGACGGAGUAGCUUUCUGUUUAGAUUCAGCUGAUCUAACGGGGCAUACUAGUGCGAGUGUGAUGCCGGCCUUCAUGUCUCGGUCUUCCUCGGUUCCUGAAGUUCAAAAGGACAUGGGGAUUUUUUCAUUCGAUCUUACAUGGGGCGAGAUCCGGACCCUGAAGCCUCAAAUGGAAAGCCCUUUUCAACAAACAGCAGGUCUACAGAGGAACCCUGAAGCUAAAAACAAGGGUAAAUUCAUGACACUGGUUGAGUUCUUGGAUUUUGCCAAGGCAAAUGCAGUUUCUGGAAUUAUGAUCAACAUACAAAAUGCUGCUUACCUAGCAUCGAAAAAGGGUCUCGACAUGGUACGUUUGAUCACCGAGGCCUUGAGUAAUGCGACCUUUGACGAACAACGAACACAGAAAGUUUUGAUCCAAUCGGACGACAGCUCAGUGCUCUCCAUGUUUCGAGGUUUCCUGGCUUACGAAAGAUUGUUACAUAUCACGAAACCGAUAGGCGAUGUUCCGGAAUCGACUGUAAAUGAAAUCAAGAAGUUAGCUGAUGGACUUGUUGUCGCGAGAGCUUCUCUGAUUUCGAUCGAAAAUGGCUUUACCGUGGCGCGAACAAAAGUUAUCGACGAAGUGCAUGCUUCAAAGAUCUCAGUUUAUGUCUAUGUUUUGAGAAACGAAUUUGUAGCACUUCCUUUUGAUUUCUUUGCAGAUCCAACGAGGGAGCUUGCUACUUAUGUUGCAGCACUGGAAGUUGAUGGGGUCAUCACAGAGUUCCCUGCUGAACCAGGUGCACUGCUAAAGCAAGCUGCUUCCAGGGCAUCGGCACCAGCGAAUCCUCCAAACCCGUCGCUUGAGGUUGCUGAUGUUGUUGACCCUCCACUACCGGCAGUCAUAUCAGCUUCACAGGGUUCCUCGAGUGGCAUGGCAAUUACUGCCAACUUUUGUCUUUGCCUAGCAGUAAUUAUGGCUUCCGAUUUCUUGUCCUUUUUCAUUAAAUUAUAAUUUCAA